AUGAGUGGAGGUUGGAAUACAAUCGAGUCCGAUGCGGGCGUCUUCACAUACCUCCUCGAAAACCUCGGCGUAAAAGACGUCCAAUUCGAAGAACUCCUCUCCCUCGACCCCUCCUACCUCUCCGCCCUUCACCCAGUCUACGGCGUAAUCUUCCUCUUCAAAUUCCCCACCGACCGCCCUUACAUGGGGGCCUCUGCCCCUCACGACGGGACCUACGACCAUGCCGCCUCCGAGGAAAUCUUCUUCGCCCACCAGACGAUCCAAAACGCCUGCGGCACGCAAGCCCUCCUCAGCGUCGUGCUCAACCGGCCCGAGAUCGACGUCGGCACGCAGCUCGCCGAGUUCAAAGAAUUCGCGGGCGUGUUGCCGCCGGAUAUCCGUGGCGAGGCGCUGAGCAAUUCCGAGCUUAUCAGGGAGGUGCAUAAUAGCUUCGCCAAGAGUAGUCCCUUUGUCGACGAGACGCAAAAGGAGGGGGAGCCCGAUGAUGCGUUUCAUUUCAUCGCCUAUUUGCCCAUCAAUGGGAAGCUGUACGAGCUGGACGGGUUGCAGCCCGCGCCCAUCUCGCACGGCGAUUGCGCCGCGGCGCCCGAGGCCUUCGCUGCGAAAGUCAUGGACGUGCUGCAGAGGCGCAUCGCGCGCUACGAUGCCUCGGAGAUACGCUUUAAUCUGCUCGCCGUCGUGAGGGAUCGACGGCUGGCGGCCCGGGAGAUUGGAGACGUGGAUACCCUCGAGGCGGAGGAGAGGAAGCGCGAGGCCUGGAUGUUUGAGAAUGCCCUACGGAGACACAAUUUUGUCGGUUUCGCGGGCGAGGUGCUCAAGGGCGUUGUUAAGGCCAAGGUUGCGGAGGGGAAGUUUGAUGAGUGGAUUAAGGAUGCGACGGCGAAGCGGGAGGCGGAGUGGAUGGCUAUGCAGAAGAUUACGGCAGCGAGGAAACAGGGUGGAGAUGUUGAGAUGGAAGGAUGA
Messenger RNA from Scedosporium apiospermum, 963 nucleotides. RefSeq lists its product as uncharacterized. Gene Ontology annotation, biological process: ubiquitin-dependent protein catabolic process; protein deubiquitination. The record is from RefSeq and is a predicted model, not a curated record. Gene Ontology annotation, cellular component: cytoplasm. Bases 1 to 963 code for a protein of 320 amino acids. Gene Ontology annotation, molecular function: cysteine-type deubiquitinase activity. The transcript has 3 exons. Lineage: Eukaryota; Fungi; Ascomycota; Sordariomycetes; Microascales; Microascaceae.